This is a messenger RNA of Lepisosteus oculatus (spotted gar), 3215 nucleotides long. The record is from RefSeq and is a predicted model, not a curated record. NCBI's taxonomy places the organism in Eukaryota, Metazoa, Chordata, Actinopteri, Semionotiformes, Lepisosteidae.
UUGCGCAGCACUAAGCUGACGUCAUUCGGCCAGUAUUUCCAUAUGGAAAGCUACGGUAUUUUUUCAGAGACUCAAAACAUCCUAAGACACGUGUCACGACUGGACGCAGCUGCUGCUGUUGACUUGCUUGGCGCGAGCAUUAUUUGCAUGCGAGCAUCAGCCUCAGUUUUCAUAAAAGACUCUUCUUGGAAAUCGUAUUUUUGAAAGAGAAAUGGCUUCUUCGAAGAGAAGCGAUGACGGAAUGGAGAGCUUGGAGUUAUCGGAGGACCAGAUCAAAUCUCUAGAAGAAAAUUUUUUGAAAGGAAGCAAGCAUCCAGAUCAAGCUACACUUAUGCUGAUCGCCGCUGAAUGCGGACUGUCUGAAGAAGACACUGCUAAAUGGUUUCAGCUACGCAAUGCCAAGUGGAGACAGUCUGAAGGUCUGCCUGCAGAACUAGGAUCUGUGAAGGACUAAAUGCAGCAAUGAAUUUUAAACUAUUAAACAGUGAAUAUUAAAUUCUACCACUGCUCUAACCAGCUCUUUUAACUGCAGCUGAGAAAAGCUCAUGUAAAUUAUAUGCUGCUUGUUACUUUCUAUUUUUGUUUUUACAUCCUAGCUGUAUUCAUUUCCUUAAUGUGAAUUUUAUUUAAUUAUGUUUUUCUGGUAACAAUUAUGUCAUUAUAUGUAUAAGUAAUAUAAUUUAUAACAUAGUUCUAUUUGUUACAAAAGUCUUUAUAUAAAUGCAUUGAAGAGGUAUUUAAUUUAAAAGUGCUGUGUACUAUCCUUUCCAGUUAGCAAUCAGCAUAGUCUGUGAGUGCUUGUAGAGGUCUUGAGAACAAAAACUGCUCUUUCAUGACUCUAUAAAACAUGUAUAAAGCUUCUUAAAUUACCCUGAUUAAAGCAGACACUGUAAUUGCCUUCACCUAUUAACAGUGCCAGCUCUGUACGUUCACAGUCUGACAGACUGUGGAAAUGUGGGCUGUGUUUUUGGAAUAAAACGUAAUAUGCACAGCAUCUUCAUCUUGUAUAUUUUAUGACAUCAACUUUUUGAAUUUCUUAACAGUUGCUUUAUGACAUAAAAUGAACUUGUUAACUUGUUCUCUGUUGAAAAUGAUAUCACUGUUGUGCAUGUUUGGUAAAAGUGAUUAGAUUGGGGGGAUCCUUCACUUAUUAUUCAACCUGAGAAGAUCAGGAUUUUGCUGGUACAUUUACAGUAGAUAUACAUUGACAGAUUGUACAUCUUAAUAGCCCACAAUUAUUUUCUUAUUAUUCAAGCAUUUCUCCUUAAUGGCUUCACACAGUGAUAAUGCUGACAGUGCUUUUUCUUUAAAAAAAGAGGAAACCUCUGGGUCUCUGAAAGAGAUGACAAGUCUCCAUGAGGCUCUAAGUACAGUGCUUUAAAAAUGUAUUCAUACACCUGCACAUUUCAAACAAUAACGAUUGUAGUCAUUACACUUUGAAGUAGCACUUGUUUUAUACAGAACCUUCACCACGCAAAGCAAAACCAAAGAGGUAAUUUGAUUUUAAUGAAUAUGAAAGAAAAAGGUAUAAAUUAUUAUUGCACAAGCAUUCAAAUCCUUUUCUAGGGUGAACCUAAAUUAACAUAGGUGUACAAAAUUGCUUUAAUGAGCCACACAGGUUUGUGGUUUCUGUCUACAAUAUCCAUUUUCAAUAUACAUAUUUUCAAUAUUACAAUAUCCAAAUUCUCAUGAUUUAGGAAUAAAAAGACUCCCGGGGUUCUUGGAUCACAUAGUGAAUUACAAGCCCAUAGUCAACUAUGAAAACUAAUGAGUUUUCACAGCAAAUUAGGGAUAAUUUAAUUGAAAAGCACAGAUCAGGAGGAAGGGUAUAAAAACUAUCAAAGUCUCUGAUGAUCCCCGUGUGCAUUAAGAAAUGGAAGGUGCAUUGUGCCACCUGUCUAGGUCAGGCCGUAUCUCCAAACUUAGCAGCUGGUCACAGAGGAAAAUAGUGAUAAAUAGGGAUGCCACUAGAGGCCAGUGACAACUUUGAAAGAAUGGGAGAUGCAUCAGUAUGCAUCAGUCAUCAAUAUCCUGGUCACUCCACAAGCUGACCUUUAUGGAAGGGUGGCAAAUCCAUCUUGAAUCCCACAUAUAGUUUGCAACAAAUCAUCUAAGUGAUACUACAAACACAUGGAAAAAGAUUUUGUGGUCAAUGAGCAGAACCUUAUAUCUGAUGGAAAUAAAACACACCUUUUCACUUCAUCAAAACUAUCCCUACUAUGGGAUUCUUCUUCACAGCAGGGACUGGGAAAUUUGUUAGGAUUGAAGAAAGAAUGGAAGGUGCAAAGUACAGGCAAAUACUAAAGGAAAACCUGUUUUCGGUCUUCUAAAGACUAAUAACUGGUGCAGAAAUUAAUCUUUCAACACAUGGUCAAAGCUACACCAGAGCGGUUAAUAAGAAGGUGAAUAUCCUUGAGUGGCCCAGUUAAAGUCCUAAUGUGAAUACUAUUAAGGAUCUGUGGAAGGGCUGGAAAACUACUGUUCCUGUCCCCAAGCAACUUCAUAUAACUUAACUGCACAGAAGAACAAGCACAAAUGACACCAAGACAGUGUACAAAGUUGGUAGAGACUUGCCCAAAAAAACAGAGUGGUGGCUCUGUGGCUAAGGAUCUGCACCUAUGGCUGGAAGGUUUCUGGUUUAAUUCCUCUAGCCAGCAGAGGAAUCCUACUCCCUUGGGCCCCUGAGCAAGGCACUUAACUGCAACUGCUUGGGGGGUGCUGUAUAAUGGUGGACCCUGUGCUGUGACUCCAAGCUUCUUUCCCUGUCUGUGUGUCUCAGGGAGAGCAAGUUGGGGUACGUGAAAAGACAAAUUCCUAAUGUGUGAAACUGUAUAUGGCCAAAAAAGUUAAUUUAUUUUAUCUAAGGGUCUGAAUACUUCAAUCAACAUGUUGUGUACAAUCAUUUUGUAUUUUCACAGACGGACAAUAUACUGUAGGUGUGAAUACCUUGGAAAGGCAGUUGAUGUUCAAAAAGAUCAGAGUCACAAAAAAGAGAAAAGAGAAAUAAAUUUAUCACAUAUUUAACAUAAUAGAUUAAGAUUAAGAAGAUUAUAUAUUAAGAUUAAGGUUAUACAAAUUGUUUUUAUAUUGCUUUGUUUCAGGAUUCAGAUUGUUUCCUUUCUGCAUUUGUGCAUUUGUUUCUAGCACAGUAAUGUCAUGUAAUGACGUAAUCUGCAAUGUGGUGGGCAAAACUGGAAUAAAAUGUUUUAAUCAGA